GAGUCUCUCUUGGUGGCGAUCCCGCCACGGGUAUACUUGUUGAAGCUGGCAUCGUAAAGGAGAACGAAAGAUGGAUCAUCGACAAAGCCAGUCCAGCGGAUUGGAGGGUCUACAGGGACACUAUGCUGCAGCAGUUCAAGUGGGAGCUCAAUGGUCUACAGCAUGAACUACGACCCACUCCAGAAGGAAACUUGUGGCAAGUCAUUGCCACUCAAGCUGAUGGAAAAGAAAAGGCGGUGGGCUAUAU
Durusdinium trenchii is the source of this 247-nucleotide messenger RNA. The record is from the annotation of a GenBank genome assembly. NCBI's taxonomy places the organism in Eukaryota, Dinophyceae, Suessiales, Symbiodiniaceae.